Messenger RNA from Aspergillus ruber CBS 135680, 2284 nucleotides. RefSeq names its product C6 transcription factor. Gene Ontology annotation, biological process: DNA-templated transcription; regulation of DNA-templated transcription. Lineage: Eukaryota; Fungi; Ascomycota; Eurotiomycetes; Eurotiales; Aspergillaceae. The coding region runs from base 5 to 2179 and encodes 724 amino acids. Gene Ontology annotation, molecular function: zinc ion binding; DNA binding; DNA-binding transcription factor activity, RNA polymerase II-specific. The record is from RefSeq and is a predicted model, not a curated record. The transcript is spliced from 4 exons.
AGCCAUGGAAGACAGAUUCCCGUCCCGUGCUCGGAGAGCUGCCAAAGCUUGUAGCUUUUGUCGGCGAAGAAAGUUGCGCUGCGACGAAAAGCCAAAAUGCUCCAACUGUGAGGGAUAUGGCAAGGAAUGUGUAUACAUGGCCGACCCUCCACGACCCCGGCCAUCCAAAGCCCGGAUUGCUCACUUGGUCGCAGAAAAUGAGCAACUUCGGGAGAGACUCAGACAGGGAAGUGCUAAACCUGUGCAAGAAGGCACGGGGCAAGAACUGCAGGGGAACCCCGAUGGAGAUCUCCAUCAGCUGUCCGAACCCGGAAAGACGGGUCAUUCUCAGUCCGUAGUUUCCGGCAUUUUUAUCUCCGCCAACGGAGACUCCAGCUACCAUGGACUCACCAGUACCCUGUUUGACGAUGCCCGUAUGGGCCGCCAUGACUCAGCCGAACUUGCUGAUCCUGCUAUUCCUGUGGAGCCCAUUCGGAAACAGCUGAUGGGAGAGGCUGCUUUUCAACGACAGCUAGAAACGUUGAACUUUCAGCAAGGGAAGUUGGACUUUGACGGCGUAGACCCUGAGCUGGGAAUGCACCUGUUGUCCCUGCAUUGGAACCGUCAACACCACUCCUUCUUGAUAACCUAUCGCCCUGCUUUCAUGCGUGAUAUGGCAACCAACGGGCCUUACUUUUCAAAGCUCCUUCUGAACGCGAUAUACUUUGGGGCAUCCAAGUUCAGCAAUCGGUCCGAAGUGCGUAGAGACCCUGACGACGCCCGCACCGCUGGGUGGACCUUUCGCAUGAGGGUCAAGGAGCUGCUGGGGAGUGCCUUGGAUCGUAGUGAGGUCACCACCAUCCAGGCGCUUCUGGUCAUGACGAGCUCUCUGUUCGCUCUGGGGGAUGAACGUAGCGCGGCCUGGCUAUAUGCCGGCACGGCCUUUCGAAUGAUCAUUGACCUGGGCAUGCAUGUGGAUGCUACGAUGCUCCCUAGUAUGCGCCGUCUCUCGCGAGAGGAUCUUGAGAUCCGACGGCGUGUAUUUUGGGGGGCUUUUGUGGUGGACAAGAUCCAGUCCUUAUAUCAAGGACGACCAGCUAGUCUCCAGCACUUCGAUACCAAAGUUUUGUUGUCUUUCCUGGACCAUUAUGAAGAGCUGGAGCCCUGGCAGCCUUUUGCAUAUUCAGACGUGCUGUCAUACCCGGGAUCACCCGCCUACAGUGUGUCGACAUUUAUGCAGCUCAGUAAACUGUCGCUGGUUUUAAAUGAGAUCUUAAACAAGGUUUACUCGGAACGAAGCUCAAACCGGUCGCCUCACAAUCUCACCGCCACACUCAAUAGACUCGAUGUGCAGUUGAAAACCUGGUAUGAAGCCCUUCCAGACCACUUGCGAUACACCAACAGUACCACGGGGGUAGUUCCGCCACCACACGUUCUCUCGCUACUAGCUUUGUACAAUGUUUUGGUUAUUCUGCUUCACCGGCCGUUUGUGUCCGAAGGACAUCUUCACACUGCCGACCCAUCGGUGGCCCUAAGCUCCUUCACCACCUGCACGGCGGCCGCUUCCAGCAUCAUUCAAUUGCUCCAAGCCUACGACCACACCUUCUCCAUUCGACGAGCGCCGUACCUGAUCUCAUACGCCACAUAUGUAGCGGCGACAAUAUUCGUGCGAGUUGCGGCCCAACGGGAGGGCGUCAGUCGGGCCCACACCAACCUCCAGAGCUGCCUCGACAUAUUUAAGAAGAACCAAGAGACCAACUGGGCCGUGCGACGAGCCCAAAACGUAAUUCUACAUUUAAUGGACCGGAUGGGUGUUCACUUAAAUGGCCGCACCGCUAUCGUCGAUGACCGUCCUGGCAGUAUGGAAGAUCGAUCAAAUAACCUGACGAUCUCAGCUGGAAGACCAUUAGUAUCGGCGCCUGCGGUCAGCCACGAGUCCCCACCAGAGAUAGAACCGUCCGAGCUGGAUAUUGACAUGAUCAUUCAAAGCUUCAUGCGAACGCAGCCUAGACCCGCAGAAGGGCCUCUGUGCGAACAUCUGGAGUUCUCAUUUGGAUCUACUGUGACUGAUUCAACCAAUCAGAGUUCUUUGGCUCCAGCAGUCAUGCCGUAUGAGGAGACGUACUCUUAUCCACAAUUAGAUGAUAUGUUGUUUGGUUUCAACGGAUCUCCACAGGAUAAUGCAUUCAGUGAUGAUUAACCUGCAUUCCGCUUUUGUAUGAGUGAUCUUGACCUGUACACUACAUUAUACCAUCGUUAUCCUUUUCUCUGUUCCAAGCGAUGAACGUCAAUCGGAACUCCCCGU